This is a messenger RNA of Clonostachys solani, 1269 nucleotides long. The record is from the annotation of a GenBank genome assembly. Lineage: Eukaryota; Fungi; Ascomycota; Sordariomycetes; Hypocreales; Bionectriaceae.
AUGGCUGUCAAGGUCGGUAUCAACGGUUUCGGCCGCAUCGGUCGCAUUGUCUUCCGCAACUCUGUCGAGCACCCCGACAUCGAGGUUGUUGCCGUCAACGAUCCCUUCAUUGAGGCCAAGUACGCUGUGAGUAACGCCCAAGCUAUCCAAGCUAUUUCGAACAUUAUACUUGCAACACGAUCGGGGGUUGGGAGCUACUGGCUGCUGGUCGUGACUGGGAGGGGUGAGGGGCGACCGUGUUUGCCCCUCUAUGAGCUCUUCCAAGCUUUGCCCCUCCAUGAGGUCACCCCACGCACGCGUUACUGUGGCUGCAUGCAAACCACUGGAAUCCCCCUACCCCUCCCCCACCAACCAACCAACCCUAAUUACAACCAGCUCCUGGAUGCCUACAUGCUCAAGUAUGACUCCUCCCACGGUGUCUUCAAGGGCGACAUUGAGGUCUCUGGCAACGAUCUCGUUGUCAACGGCAAGACCAUCAAGUUCUACGGCGAGCGCGACCCCGCUGCCAUCCCCUGGAAGGACACUGGUGCCACCUAUGUUGUUGAGUCCACUGGUGUCUUCACCACCACCGAGAAGGCCAAGGCUCACUUGGCUGGUGGUGCCAAGAAGGUCAUCAUCUCGGCCCCCUCUGCCGAUGCCCCCAUGUACGUGAUGGGUGUCAACAACGAGACCUACGACGGCAAGGCCGACGUUAUCUCCAACGCUUCUUGCACCACCAACUGCUUGGCUCCUCUCGCCAAGGUCAUCCACGACAACUACACCAUCGUCGAGGGUCUCAUGACCACUGUUCACUCUUACACUGCCACCCAGAAGACCGUCGAUGGUCCUUCCGCUAAGGACUGGCGAGGUGGCCGUACCGCUGCUACCAACAUCAUCCCCAGCAGCACUGGUGCCGCCAAGGCCGUCGGCAAGGUCAUCCCCGACCUCAACGGCAAGCUCACCGGCAUGUCCAUGCGUGUGCCCACCGCCAACGUCUCCGUUGUUGACUUGACUGUCCGCAUUGAGAAGGCUGCUUCUUACGACGCCAUCAAGCAGACCAUCAAGGAUGCCGCUGCUGGCCCUCUCAAGGGCAUCCUCGACUACUCCGAGGAUGACCUCGUCUCCACCGACUUGAACGGCAACACCCACUCCUCCAUCUUCGAUGCUAAGGCCGGUAUCGCCCUCAACGAGAACUUCCUCAAGCUUGUCAGCUGGUAUGACAACGAGUGGGGCUACUCCCGUCGUGUUCUUGACCUCAUUUCCUACAUCUCCAAGGUCGACAACCAGUAA